AUCUGCAAACCAAGUGGAUCCGGCAUUAGCUGCUUUCCAGUAGUUUACAGAUUUAGAUUUUUUAAAUUCAGGUCAUCCGCGUAGCACAGUGCUGACACUCGUCAACGAGCACUGCUCCCAAUGUUUACUUCUCCGGCAUGUCUUCUCCAGCCACAGAAAAGUAAUGUUUUGGGUUAUCGAGGGUAAUUUUAUGACAAGAAGAUUGAAACGCCACCAUGUUUGUACGGCAUAUAUUCAAACUGCUGUACGGAUAAUGCACUAGCUAGCCGCGGUUAGAGCAGUUACAGACGGCUUCCUCUCUCGGGCUACGAGCUGUUGUCGACACUUACAGAUCGUCUCCGGCUCCAUGAUGGCGAUGUUUCGGAGCUUUGUCUCGGCGAGCACCCAGCUCCGCCAGCAGCAGCAGCAGCAGCAGCAGCAGCCGCCCAGCAGCGGCUCAGGCUCGCUGGCAGCCCCGGCUGAGGGCAUCGAGAGCCAGUUCUCCUGUCCCAUCUGCCUGGAGGUCUACCACAAACCCGUCAGCAUCGCCAGCUGUGCUCACACGUUCUGUGGGGAGUGUCUGCAGCCAUGUCUUCAGGUGACCUCGCCCCUCUGCCCUCUCUGUCGUGUGCCCUUUGACCCCAAGAAAGUGGAGCGUUCCUCCAGUGUGGAGAAGCAGCUGGCCUCGUACAAAGCACCCUGCAGGGGCUGUAGCAAAAAGGUGGCUUUGGUAAAGAUGAGGUCCCACAUCGCUUCCUGUUCUAAAGUGCAGGAGCAGAUAGCCAACUGUCCCAAGUUUGUCCCUGUGGUACCCACUUCCCAGCCUAUACCAAGCAAUAUUCCAAACCGGUCAACAUUUGUGUGUCCGUUCUGUGGGGCCAGAAACCUGGACCAGCAGGAACUGGUGAAGCACUGUAUGGACAACCACCGUAAUGACCCUAAUAAAGUGGUGUGUCCAGUGUGUUCAGCUAUGCCAUGGGGAGACCCCAGCUAUAAAAGCUCCAACUUCCUCCAGCAUCUCCUCCACAGACACAAGUUCUCUUAUGACACCUUUGUUGACUACAGCAUUGAUGAAGAGGCAGCACUGCAGGCAGCUCUGGCAUUGUCACUGGCUGAGAACUGACACGACCACCAUCCUCUCACUGUUAGCACCAACUCCACCAUUACUGCACGGCUGCUGGUCCUCCAGAGCUCAGAAGGUACCGUGCAGCCAACAGACACACCUGACCCAGCCAGCUUCAAACAGUCUGUCAGUUCCUUUUCACACCAAGGAUUUUCCGUGGCGUAGCAGUACAGCCGGUUUGGCACGUUACGAAGCGACAGCAGUUUCUUCUCUGCUUCAUUUUGUUUUGAUCAUUUGAAGACAAAAUGAAGACCUGUGAGUUUGGACCGGAUCCAGUGGCCGUAUCAACAUAACCCACAUUAAGAACCCAUCACACUUUAAAAAUCCACCAACCUUGGAAACAGUGCAUUCUCUCACAGCCAAAGUUCACCUGACAGCUGCCAUCUGGUCCACCACAGCAUGAGAAGGGCUACCUCCCUGGAAAAAUGUCUUCGUCUUUGAGUUUGAAACAUCCUGAAGCCUGCUGACUCUAAAACCCUCACCAGUAUUCUAGUUUCUGUGCUUGUGACUGCUGUCACUCAUUGUGACUCUGAGAGAUAGAGAGCGGAGAGACAUCCCGUUUCCACUCACUUGGCAAAUUCAUGUUUUUUAAAGAGUUAAUAAACAGUAGCGAGACCACAAGAGCUCAUUAGUAUGCAUAUAAGCAGACAAAAUUAAACUAUAAAACACAACGAAUCAGUAGCUUCUCUCAUUAGUUGGUAUGCGGUGGUUUGUGACCGACAAACCCAAAUGUAUUGGUUAGAAAAGCAGCACUGGCAGACUGGCUGACCAUAUACACAACAGAAGUGAAGAGUUUAUUCUGUUGCUCAGCUAUGUAGGAGCUGACUGAGCUGCUUAUGGUCACACCUGUAGUCCUGCUGUCCGUGGCAUCUUCCAGUGGUCAGGGUCUGUAGGUUAGAGGUAAGGAUCCCUCAGAGAAGGUCCCAGAACAUCAUGCAUGGACAGACCGAAAAUCCAUGCAUUUAUAUGUCACAAAAGAAAGCUCUAUGUUGGCCUGUCACGAUAACUGCUUAUGUAGGAUGAUAUAUUGUCCAAAUCAUAAUUGCGAUAAACAAUUCUUUUGGUCAUUUUGCUACCAUUUUAAGCCAAUGAUAUAGUUUUAAUAUAAUAGCAUGAUAAUGGAAGUAUGAGCCUUCAAAGAGCAAUGGACAUUCAAUUCUUCUUAUUAGAAAUGGGAUGUAAAAAAUUAUUGAAGUUCCCCUCCAGUCAUAUCUGUGUUUUUCUUCUCGUUCCUGCAGUUGAGCGUUGGCGCUUUGCUAUGCAGAAUGAUUUAUGUGCAGAGUGUGACACGAUAAGGCUGUUUGCUCAUUCAUCACAAAUAGUAUGUAACCAAUCCUGAUCCAGUAUUCAGGAUAUACAAGUCUGAUGUGGAAACUUGGAAGUCUCCAGUGCACACACACUGAGACAUCAGCAGUGUAAUAUGUGAUAUGAGAAACAGUUUAAGGAUAUUCAGCAAAAACCAUUACGUACGCACAUUAAAGUAUAUAUGCCUUAAUGCAUAUGAGGAGGAUAUCCUGAAAAAUAUCCUAAACAAAUAAAACAGAAAUAAAAUAAAAUCAAAAACAGUCAAUAAAAUGGACUCUGGCUCUGUUAAGAAAAAAAGUUACUUUAAAUGCAAUAGGCAACAUAAAGGUCAACAAAACAAUGUACAACAACAUUUACGAAUUGAUUAGUCGAUAAGGUAUGUGCUUUAAGUCAAUAAGGCAGUUAUCGUGACAGGCCUGUCUCCACGUUCCUUACAUGAUUUGGCUUUAUAGUUUCACUGCCGUGACCUGAUGGGCCACACUGCUUCACUCAGUUUGUCAAUCCUGAUGUGUGUGCGUGUGCGUGUGCAGGUGACAAACAUCUGUCCUGACGUUCUUCAUUAGUUUGGGAGACUCUGGAGAGGACACAUAGACUGACAGCUGUCCCUGUAAUACUAUAUUGGAAAAAAACUAUCAUAAAAUCCAAGUUGAGCAGCUGCUGCAGAACAUGCUGUAUGAUUAACUAAGGUACAAAUAUGAUACUGACAGAUCAUAGGAGCGUUUUAAAAUGACAAUAAGUAAUUCAAAUAAAAGCAGCAGAUCUUAAGGAAGCUCACUGUUAUCUUACUAAACCUUACUCUGUAUGCUCUACGUAUGAAUAGAAAUAUAUUCUGUGGAACAUAAAAUUCCAAUGAGCUGGAGAUUUUAUAUUUUUAUUGAUUUUAUGUUAUUCUAUUUUAUUGUUAUUUUCUAUGCACACAAAAUGGAAAUUGCUCAACAAAACAAUUUAAGUGAAAUCCACAUUUUUUCUGGGGUGAAAUGUUACAGAUUUUUGAUACCAGUAGCUCAGAUGGCUGAUUGAAGGACAACCCACCCAGCUCAUUAUUUAUAACCACCUCGGUUCAGUAUUCAGUCCUGUUCUGCCAGCAUUGCACAUCCUGCCGUACCACAGCACUGUGGAACUCAAGGCCUCUGUCUCUCUGCUGUCUUUCUUGCUUGCUUCUCCAAAAUAAUAUGAUAUUUUAUGUUUUCUACCACAUAAAAAUAACUGAAGACCAAGUAAAUUACCAGAGACAGACUUAAUCCUAAUGUACUCUUUCCGCAUCCUCCUCACAAAGUUGAAAUCUCAUCUCUUGCCCAUGUCCAAAAGGAUCUGUGUCAACUGUUUGCAUCUGUGUUUAUGUUUGCAGAGGCUCAAUGUAGUAUGAACAGAACUGUGUCCACUGUCCAUGUCCACAUCUGUUUUGGACUUCUUACUGGAGCUGGAGACAUGAAAGGUCAAAAUCAGUGUUGUGGAACUUUCAUCUUGGCUCAGUGAUGAUAGUGUGACAGGUCAGGUCACAUCAUGGUCAGUCUUGAUGUCAGAUGCUAAUGUCAGGAGGUUAGUCUUGGUAAUAUAUAAUCUCCAAAGGGAGCGGCAUUGUCAGAAUAGUCAGGUUACCCGUUACUGUUGUGAAUGAUUGAAUUCAACAAUGCUCUUCAGUUCAUUGGUGGAUCUUGUUUACUGUGAUGUUGAACAAGUUUCACAUCUUUAGAUGGUGAAUUAGUAUUUUAGUCAUAAUUGUGAGAUUGCAACAUGAAAAGGAAGGACUGACAACUGAUAAAAGGCCUGGAGGUUCAGCCGCGGCUUAUCCAUUACACCCCAUCCCAGCUUUGCUGGGGGUAACAGGAGAGACCUCAAGGGAAGGCAGACGCACCCAUGAAGGAUCAUUUACAAUGUCCAUGACAGGUUAGAAUGCCAACAAUAGCAUCAUGAGCUCCUCAGUAUGUUAACAUUAACAAUAACUGACAUUAGCACACCAUUCACGAGUCAUUCGUUUAUCAUGAAUAUUUGCACUUAUCAGCAUUUUUUUUGUACGAUAUUGAUCUGUGGGUACAAAUGGAUGGAAGUGCUGGAUGGAGGUCAGACCUCCAUUUUACUGUUGUCUGCUCCUUCAGCUCUUGCUACAAGGAAUAUUUUUAUGAUCCAUCUGCCAUGAUAGAUGAGUCUAAAAAGAUAUAUUUUUGGAAAAUGUCUCUGUUUAAAACCACUGGAUCAAUGUCGGACCUGGGUCAGAUAUGUGUCUGCAACCUUUCGGGCAUAAUAAAGUUGUCACACUUGAAUUGCUGUUAAACACAUUUACAAACACACUUAAAAGAAACUUUUACAGGACUAGAGAGACUGGGACUACUUUAACACGGAUGUUUUCUGUAGUUUAACCAAUAGAUGGCAGUCCUCCUCAAUACAUGCAGAGCCAUACUUAAACCAACACACACGGAAAUUUCACUUUCUAUGAAGAAGUAACCUAAGUAAUGUUUCCACAGAAGGAUGCAUUCAUCAUUUGCACUUUAAUACACUCAGUUUUUAAUGGUAAUUGGAAAUUGUAUUUGUAUAUUCUUAACAAUUGUUUAAUGACUUUGUGUUUUGUUAAAAAUAAGUUGACACAGAUCUUGUAAGUUGUAAAAAGUGUCAGGUUAUUUGAUGUACCCUUAACUUUGUUUUGUGUGACAAAUCAUUGAAAUAUUUGAUGACUGAGUCCUUAAAGGUCCAGUGUGUAGGAUUUAAUGGCAGGUAGAGCUGAAGUUGAAUAUUGCAAACAGCUGAGUACCCCUUCCCUCGCUCUGCCCUUCCAAGCGUGAAGGAGAAAACACAAAAAAUGUGAAAGGCCGUCUCUAGAGCCAGUGUUUGGUUUGUCCAUUUGGGGCUACUGUAGAUACCUGCUCCCUAAAUCCUACAUACUGCUCGUUUAAUUUAAAUGGGCAGCAUGUCCCGUUCUUUUUCUUUCAUUCAUGUUUUUGUUGUCAAAAUUGUCAAAUUUGAAUUGAUCAGGAAUUUUCUUUAUGCAACCCCAGAGCUGGGGGUUGCACGCUCCAACUGUAAGAGCAAGUCAUGUGUAGAGGAAUUCUAAUAACAAGGUCAUGUGAGGAAAAAGAAAUUGUUAUCCUAUGUUCACGACAUGGUGUAAUUAAUGGUAAAGAGGCAAACGCUUGCAAGCAUUCACAUCGGUUAAUGAUUCACUUCAGGGGUAUGCUAGCAGAGUCCGUCAGACGAUGGUUACAAAUGCUUUGCGUUGACAGUAUAGAUUUACAUUUUUUUAAAACUGGGUCGAACUACCUUAAACAACAGACUUAAGCUGACGUGAAAGGUUCUAAGUUUGCUUGGUUUUCUGGUGAAAACAUAUCUUUAUGUUACAUAAAACGUUACAUUUCGUUUCCUGUUAUGAUUAUAACUUGGAUGUUCUUGUGAAAUUCAUCUGAAUCUUAAAGGACAGUUCAGCCCAAAAUCAAAACUGUGUAUUUUCCUCUUAGUUGUAGAGCUGUUUAUCCCUCUAGAUAGUUUUGGUGUGACUUGCAGGCGGGAUUUAAAAAAAAAAAAAAGUCAUAGGAUUAGUUAAUUAAGCUAUCAAAGUUGGCUAAUGUUACAGCUUAGCUGAGUAGGACGCCAUUAGCAUUGACAUCCUGCCCUGUCACAAGCACAAACGUCUAGUCCACGAGUAGAUGUACAUUUCCUUCUCUUUGGUGAUAUUGAAUAGUUUGAUAGAAAGAAAAUAGUUCCUACAUAAAAUGGUUCCCAACCACGUCUGUGAAUUAUCUUAAGUAACCGGAUCAUGAUUUCUCGAAAGAGACACUGCUAUUGAGUUUUUCAAAUGUACAAGUAUACAGACACAAGUGAAGUGUCAUGUGAACUCUGCAACUCACACUAAAACAGUCAGGAUGGAUGAAUAUGCACUUUUAGUUUUGGGGUGAACCGUCCCUUACAAUUAAGACACUACAGCAUCUCAAAAUGGUGUUGUAAUUCAAAGAUUAAAGUAGAAUUAAAGCUGUGUUCAGACUGAACAUAAAGCUGAUAAUUUUUCAGAAUAUUGACCCGAAUUAGACUGCAGGUGUGUUUUUGCAUUUGUGACUGCAGAUGUUAGCAGUAGCUAGCUAGCAAAGUAUGCAAUAUAACAUGCCUGUGCUGGGUGACAAUUUAACUCCUGUUUGAUAUCAGAUUUAAAACCAGGAUUAUUUUUUUCUUUUAUUUUGUGCUUUUAUUUUUGACUUCAUUUUUCUUGUCUCUGUAAAUCUUUUGCUCAUGUCGAUGCAUUUUGGAGAUUUCAUACACAUUUUUUUCACUUUAAUUUGUACUGCCUGUGCAAGUUGUGCAUUCUUUUGUCUUUGCAUUCACGUGAUCAGAUGCUUGUCUUCUAAAAUAAGCUUCAGGUCCAGUCUAAACGCUAAACAUUAUUGAAGAAUCCUUCUGUCUUUCAUAUCAAGAUUUUUUUUUUUUUUCGAAUGCUGUUUUCACAAGCAGAUAUGUUAUGUGAACAAACCAACAGAGUGAUAUAGCCCACUAGAUGGCGAUGCUGAUUGGGUCAAUUAAUUCAUGUGGCUCUUCCUCUGGUGGCGUAUUGUGAAUAACAACAUGAGUUAUAUUGAGCAGCAUAGCGUGUGAGGAGCUUGUGCCAAAAACUAAAAGAAACUAUCUGUAAUGCAAUAUUGUGUUUAAUUGGUGAAAAUAGAUCUUGCAUCAUGAUUGGGAUUAAACAGGUUGUUAUAUUAUUUUUUUGGCCAGAUCGCCCGCCCCUUGUCAGUAUUACUCUUCCAUAAAGUGCAUUUCUUGCUCGAAAAUGAAAACGUUUCACAUAAAUGAAAACUGAAAGCUUUA
Molecule: messenger RNA, 7192 nt
Organism: Scatophagus argus
Lineage: Eukaryota; Metazoa; Chordata; Actinopteri; Scatophagidae
Product: E3 ubiquitin-protein ligase RNF166
Exons: 6
Coding region: 347-1102 (251 amino acids)
Biological process (GO): protein polyubiquitination; ubiquitin-dependent protein catabolic process
Molecular function (GO): ubiquitin protein ligase activity
Source: RefSeq, a predicted model, not a curated record